Closterium sp. Yama58-4 is the source of this 2130-nucleotide messenger RNA. The record is from the annotation of a GenBank genome assembly. NCBI's taxonomy places the organism in Eukaryota, Viridiplantae, Streptophyta, Zygnematophyceae, Desmidiales, Closteriaceae.
AUGCUGCCGUACCUGUUCCCUGAGCUGUCCACCUUUGCUACAGUCGCCGAUCUUAUCACCCACCUUCGCACUAGUGAUGCUCGCCUGCGUGCCGCCCUUCCCACCGAGUUCUGCGCUAAGAAUCCCCCUCCACUGUACUGGACACUCCACUUCAUACUCACAGUCGCCCUCCUAGAGGAGCAGCUGCUAGCGGCCGAAAAGAGCAUUGUAGCUGUCGGUGCUGCUCGUGGCGCUCCUCGCACCCCCAUCUUUGAGGGGUGUUCUCCCUCUCCCCUCGCUCCCUCCUACGCUGUUGCUGCUGCUGUUGACUUCCUUGGUGCUGAGUCUGCUGGCGCUGCUUCUGCUCCUGGUGGGAGGCGCCGCACCGGCAAGGGCAAGGGGGGCAAGGGUGGCGGGGGUGGCGCUGGGGGGGGAGGAGGUGGGGGAGGUGGGGGGGGAGGCGGUGCUGGAGGGAGCGGUGGCGGGAGCGCUGGUGGGAGUGGGGUCGGCGGUGGAGGCGGGGGCGGCGGAGGAAGCAGUGGCAGUAGUGGCGGCGGCGGCGGUGGCGGCGGUGGCGGUGGUGGCGGUGGCGGUCGGAGCGGUGGUAGUGGUGGCGGCGGAAGUCGGAGUGGAGGCACUGGCUCGGGCCAGAGCUCCCAGCAGCAGCAGCGUCCCCAGACGACCCAGCAGCUUCGUGAGUGGCUUGCUCAGCGUGGGACGUCGGGGGGCAGUGGCCGCUGUUCUUAUGUCAUUCGCACAGGUGACCGCAAGGGACAGACGUGUGGGAGGUUCCACACCCCGUACCGCUGCUUCUCCCGCCUUGACGACGCUUGGCGUGAGGAGAUGGGUGCGGAUGUUGAGCGCCCCCGCUGGGCUGAGCUCAUGAGGGCUGGUGUUGAUGUCUUUGCUCUUGACUAUGAUGCUAUUAUUGCUGCCAUGUAUGCAUUGACUGUUAGUGCCGAGGGAGACUGUUACUUGUGUGUGCCGCCUGACCCAGGUAUAGAGCCCGCUGCCCUGGGUACUAGUGAGUCUGCUCUCUCUGGUAUGGUGCCCCCUGUACUUGCUCCCUCCAGUGCUGUCCCGGCUGUUUGCGAGUCUGCUCUCUCAGGUACAGCACCCACAGAGACUGCUCUCUCAGGUACCGCACCGGCUGAGGCCUGUUACACCUUCACCCUUGACUCAGUCCUUGCCCAGUCCACCACUGUGCUCCCUUGUCCGGCGGUUCCGUCUGGCUCGUUGUCGGGUUUCCACCUCCCCUCGUUCUCGACGAACCUGGUGAGCAACGCUGUCAUCCAGGAUCAGUGGGUUGACACCUUUACCCCUGGAGGACAGCGUGUGGCGAUCUGCACGUGCUCCAGGACCGGCCGUCACCUGGCUACGUUUACCCGUCGGCCGGGGUCGAGUCUCUACACACUGACCACUGCGUCUCCUCAGGUCGCUGCUGUCCGUCAGGUGUCCGCGUCAGGUCUAGUGGCCCACGCCUCCCGCGUUCGUGGCCAGGGCGGUGAGCGGUACUUUUUGCUGGUUGUCGACGACUACUCGCGUUACACCACGGUCUUCCCCUUGCGCACCAAGGGUGAGGUCCCUGCUGUUCUGAUCCCUUGGAUCCGCACAGUUCGUCUCCAGCUCCGCCGCCGUUUCCGGACGGAUCUUCCUGUCCUGCGUCUGCACUCUGACAGAGGUGGUGAGUUUUCCUCCGAUCUCUUAAGGACCUUCUGUCAGGCGGAGGGCAUCGAGCAGACCUUCACGCUUCCGGACUUCCCACAGCAGAAUGGGGUUGCUGAGCGCCGCAUUGGCCUGGUCAUGGAGGUCGCUCGUACCUCCUUGGUCCACGCGGCGGCUCCCCAUUUUCUGUGGCCGUUUGCUGUCCCGUACGCCGCGCAUCAGCUCAACCUCUGGCCCCGUGUCUCCUUGCCGGAGACCUCGCCCACACUGCGUUGGACGGGAGAGGUUGGCGAUGCGUCGCGCUUCCGGGUGUGGGGUGCUCGUGCCCUUGUCCGCGAUACUUUUACCACCCCACCUCGCGCCGGGUCUUCGCCUCUCAGGACGUCACCUUUUACGAGUCGGUCCCUUAUUACCGUCUCUUCCCCUUCCGCACUGCCCCCCUCCCUCCCCCGCCGCUUUUCCUUGCUCUUGGUCCCCCUCCGGUAG